CCCGAUUAUGAAGGCGAGUGGUAUGGUUACUUCCACUUCCCUACUCUUCCAAAUAAGAAGCGGUUCGGCCGCGAGAUCGCCCGCUUUCCAACUGCUUUCGCCAAUUCUGUUAUUUGCAUUUCGAUUUUAGGUAACACGCUUGUGCAUAAGCCAUCGGAACAUGAUCCCGGAGUAGUAUUAAUGCUGGCCGAAUUAGCGAAAGAGGCCGGCAUUCCGGAUGGCUGUUACAAUAUCAUUCAUGGCCAACAUGACAGUGUAAACUUUAUCUGCGAUAAUCCGGAUAUCAAAGCUGUCUCAUUCAUUGGUGGAAAUCGAGCUGGUGAGCAUAUCUACGCUCGAGCAUCGAAAGCUUUAAAACGUGUGCAGUGCAAUAUGGGAGCAAAAUGUUUGGGUGUUGUGAUGCCGGAUGCAACUAAGACGGGACUUUUCAGACAGUUAACGAGUGGUGCAUAUGGUUGCUCAGGGCAGCGUUGUCUUGCUCUUACAACAGCGAUUUUGGUUGGUGAAGCAAGAGAAUGGAUACCGGAGAUUGUUGAGGAUGCGAAAAAUGAAGUAGGGGAACAGGCUUUAAAUUUUUGUAACGACUCAUUAGACUUUCACCGAAAUUGCACAUUCGACAUAAUUUCAGGAUGCCUCCAGGAAACUGAUUUCGGACCAAUGAUCUCGAAGCAAGCCAAAGAACGCUGUUUGGAAUUAAUCGAAUCGGCUCGAAAAGACGGCUGCCGUGUACUUCUGGACGGUACGAAUUACACUGCAAAAGGCUAUGAAAAGGGCUUUUUCGUUGGUGCAACAGUAAUUGAUGGCGUAAAAGAGAAUAUGAGAUGUUAUAAGGAAGAAAUUUUUGGACCGGUACUCUUGCUAAUGUGUGUUGAUACUCUCGAUGAAGCUAUCGCGAUAGUGAAUCGAAACCCUUACGGUAAUGGCACUGCAAUCUUUACCAGCAGUGGAGCAACAGCACGCAAAUUUGAACAACAAGCAGAGCCUGGCCUGGUUGGAAUAAAUAUUCCAGUGCCAAUUCCAUUGCCAAUGUUCUCAUUUACUGGCAAUAAAAAGAGUUUUGCUGGCGACCAUAAUUUUUACGGCAAAAUGGGCAUGCAUUUCUAUACGCAGUGGAAAACGAUCACAUCACUAUGGCGCGAAGAAGUUGCUGGACGUAAUGUUUACUGCGACAACUUUAAAAUGAGCCGAAAAUGA
Gongylonema pulchrum is the source of this 1194-nucleotide messenger RNA. The record is from the annotation of a GenBank genome assembly. Lineage: Eukaryota; Metazoa; Nematoda; Chromadorea; Rhabditida; Gongylonematidae.